AUGAAAUUACAUAAAAGAGCAGUCUCCACUCCAUAUAAUUAUAGUCAGCAUAAUUAUCAAUACAAUAUGUCACCACCUCCAACACACUCCAACAGUAGUUUGGAACUACUCGAAGGCAUAAAGGCACAAAUCAACAAGCGAAACAGUUUGAAUUCAAGUCUGACAUCGAUACCCAAUCCACUGUUGUCUGGCAGCACCUCAAUGCAUCCUCUUUCACACUCUGCAGAAUUGCUAAAACCACAACAAUCGACAACACCCAACAGUCAUAGUCAUCUCAGCAAUAGCAGCACUGGCAAUAGUCCAUAUACAUCACCACCACCUUCACCACCAAAGACAGAACACCACAAGAGAAAAUCAAUACUUUUAUCACUACCUCAACUGGGCAGUGGUAGCAAUAGUAAUAAUAGUAAUAAUAGUAGCGACUCAAAAUCAAAAAGUAAAUCAUCAUUAUCAAUCUCAUCAUCAUCAUCAUCACACUCCUCCUCAUCAUCGAAUAAUAGCGCACCCACUCUCACAGUCAAAUCUGAUGACUUGAACAAUGCAAGAAAAAACCUUAGAAAGAGUGUAAUUGUUACAAAGAAAGCAUUAGUUGUCAAACCAUCCAAUGAAGAUGUUGGAAUUUCAAUGGAAGCACCAGAGAAACGUGGAAAUCUAUAUAUUUUGAAAUCAGACGUCGCAUAUGCACCGUUGGCAUCGAAUCCCGAACUUUGGAAUCAACGUUAUUGUUUGUUGCGCGAAGGUUGUUUAUAUAUUUAUACGAGUUAUACCGACGACAAGGAAAUCGAAAUACUCUCACUGGACAAGGGUAUCGUCAGAGAGAAAGAUGUAAAAGAUAGCUGCUUCCAAUUGAUUGCCAAACUGAAAAUACCAAAAGUUAAGAAACAACCAAUUCCACCACCAUUAUUAUCGAAAUCCAGUACACCAAAUACAAGUAUGGAUAGAUUGCCAAUUCCAAAUAUUACAACCAGUCCAUCUUCAUCACCCAAUACAACGACGACAACCACUGUAAUAACAUCCAAUUUAAAUUCAAUGUCAUUGAAUAGUUCGAAUGGAAUGAGUCGUCCAACUUCACCAAUAGGUAGUGCCGACGCUUCAAUUACAAUCAGUUCGACAGCAGUGGAAUCAUCGAAAGUUUCAGAAACUAAAGUGUCAUCGUCGAAAGAGAAUAGAAAAUCCACGAUCCAAUCGGCACAAUCACUAGCAAUGGAUGUCUAUCUACAAUAUGAAUUGGCAGGUAGAAAUGGCAGCAGCAACAACAACAACAAGCUGAAUAAGAACGACGAUGUUGAAGAUGAAGUUCAAGAGAAAUUGGAUAGGAAUCGUGAUUCAACAUCAUCAUUUAAUAAAUAUAUUGUUUAA
Messenger RNA from Heterostelium album PN500, 1359 nucleotides. RefSeq names its product pleckstrin domain-containing protein. The coding region runs from base 1 to 1359 and encodes 452 amino acids. Lineage: Eukaryota; Evosea; Eumycetozoa; Acytosteliales; Acytosteliaceae. The record is from RefSeq and is a predicted model, not a curated record. The transcript is spliced from 5 exons.